This is a messenger RNA of Anarrhichthys ocellatus (wolf-eel), 492 nucleotides long. Its product is annotated as mitochondrial 2-oxoglutarate/malate carrier protein-like. NCBI's taxonomy places the organism in Eukaryota, Metazoa, Chordata, Actinopteri, Perciformes, Anarhichadidae. The record is from RefSeq and is a predicted model, not a curated record. Bases 27 to 434 code for a protein of 135 amino acids. The transcript has 3 exons.
CUCUCUCUCUCUCUCUCUGUGUACCUAUGUGUCUCUCUCUCUCUCUCUGUGUACCUGUCUGUGUGUCCAGAAUGGGUGCGACCGUCUUUGUUCAGCCGUUGGACCUGGUGAAGAACAGGAUGCAGCUGAGCGGUCAGGGAACGACGGCUCGAGAGUACAAGACGAGCUUCCACGCUCUGUUCUCCAUCCUGAAGAACGAGGGAGUGGGAGGCAUCUACACCGGUCUCUCAGCUGGUCUGCUGCGUCAGGCGACCUACACGACGACCCGUCUUGGGAUCUACACCGUCCUGUUUGAGAAGAUGACCGGAGACGACGGACGACCGCCCAACUUCCUCCUCAAGGCUCUGAUCGGUAUGACGGCCGGAGCUACAGGAGCCUUUGUGGGGACGCCAGCAGAGGUCGCUCUCAUCAGGAUGACGGCGGAUGGACGGUGAGACAGGCUGAUACAGACAGACAAUCCAUCAGGCUGGAGUAAACACUACAUCCUUGGGG